AUGUAUGCCUGUACAUGUAAAAGUAACAAUGAUGUCCUUGUAAUGUAUGCCUGUACAUGUAAAAGUAACAAUGAUGUCCUUGUAAUGUAUGCCUGUACAUGUAAAAGUAACAAUGAUGUCCUUGUAAUGUAUGCCUGUACAUGUAAAAGUAACAAUGAUGUCCUUGUAAUGUAUGCCUGUACAUGUAAAAGUAACAAUGAUGUCCUUGUAAUGUAUGCCUGUACAUGUAAAAGUAACAAUGAUGUCCUUGUAAUGUAUGCCUGUACAUGUAAAAGUAACAAUGAUGUCCUUGUAAUGUAUGCCUGUACAUGUAAAAGUAACAAUGAUGUCCUUGUAAUGUAUGCCUGUACAUGUAAAAGUAACAAUGAUGUCCUUGUAAUGUAUGCCUGUACAUGUAAAAGUAACAAUGAUGUCCUUGUAAUGUAUGCCUGUACAUGUAAAAGUAACAAUGAUGUCCUUGUAAUGUAUGCCUGUACAUGUAAAAGUAACAAUGAUGUCCUUGUAAUGUAUGCCUGUACAUGUAAAAGUAACAAUGAUGUCCUUGUAAUGUAUGCCUGUACAUGUAAAAGUAACAAUGAUGUCCUUGUAAUGUAUGCCUGUACAUGUAAAAGUAACAAUGAUGUCCUUGUAAUGUAUGCCUGUACAUGUAAAAGUAACAAUGAUGUCCUUGUAAUGUAUGCCUGUACAUGUAAAAGUAACAAUGAUGUCCUUGUAAUGUAUGCCUGUACAUGUAAAAGUAACAAUGAUGUCCUUGUAAUGUAUGCCUGUACAUGUAAAAGUAACAAUGAUGUCCUUGUAAUGUAUGCCUGUACAUGUAAAAGUAACAAUGAUGUCCUUGUAAUGUAUGCCUGUACAUGUAAAAGUAACAAUGAUGUCCUUGUAAUGUAUGCCUGUACAUGUAAAAGUAACAAUGAUGUCCUUGUAAUGUAUGCCUGUACAUGUAAAAGUAACAAUGAUGUCCUUGUAAUGUAUGCCUGUACAUGUAAAAGUAACAAUGAUGUCCUUGUAAUGUAUGCCUGUACAUGUAAAAGUAACAAUGAUGUCCUUGUAAUGUAUGCCUGUACAUGUAAAAGUAACAAUGAUGUCCUUGUAAUGUAUGCCUGUACAUGUAAAAGUAACAAUGAUGUCCUUGUAAUGUAUGCCUGUACAUGUAAAAGUAACAAUGAUGUCCUUGUAAUGUAUGCCUGUACAUGUAAAAGUAACAAUGAUGUCCUUGUAAUGUAUGCCUGUACAUGUAAAAGUAACAAUGAUGUCCUUGUAAUGUAUGCCUGUACAUGUAAAAGUAACAAUGAUGUCCUUGUAAUGUAUGCCUGUACAUGUAAAAGUAACAAUGAUGUCCUUGUAAUGUAUGCCUGUACAUGUAAAAGUAACAAUGAUGUCCUUGUAAUGUAUGCCUGUACAUGUAAAAGUAACAAUGAUGUCCUUGUAAUGUAUGCCUGUACAUGUAAAAGUAACAAUGAUGUCCUUGUAAUGUAUGCCUGUACAUGUAAAAGUAACAAUGAUGUCCUUGUAAUGUAUGCCUGUACAUGUAAAAGUAACAAUGAUGUCCUUGUAAUGUAUGCCUGUACAUGUAAAAGUAACAAUGAUGUCCUUGUAAUGUAUGCCUGUACAUGUAAAAGUAACAAUGAUGUCCUUGUAAUGUAUGCCUGUACAUGUAAAAGUAACAAUGAUGUCCUUGUAAUGUAUGCCUGUACAUGUAAAAGUAACAAUGAUGUCCUUGUAAUGUAUGCCUGUACAUGUAAAAGUAACAAUGAUGUCCUUGUAAUGUAUGCCUGUACAUGUAAAAGUAACAAUGAUGUCCUUGUAAUGUAUGCCUGUACAUGUAAAAGUAACAAUGAUGUCCUUGUAAUGUAUGCCUGUACAUGUAAAAGUAACAAUGAUGUCCUUGUAAUGUAUGCCUGUACAUGUAAAAGUAACAAUGAUGUCGAUGAUUGUCUUAUUGUCAUUUUCUGA
Molecule: messenger RNA, 1953 nt
Organism: Mytilus californianus (California mussel)
Lineage: Eukaryota; Metazoa; Mollusca; Bivalvia; Mytilida; Mytilidae
Exons: 1
Coding region: 1-1953 (650 amino acids)
Source: RefSeq, a predicted model, not a curated record